Molecule: messenger RNA, 186 nt
Organism: Aureococcus anophagefferens
Lineage: Eukaryota; Pelagophyceae; Pelagomonadales; Pelagomonadaceae
Exons: 1
Biological process (GO): cellular response to misfolded protein
Cellular component (GO): endoplasmic reticulum membrane
Molecular function (GO): Hsp70 protein binding
Source: RefSeq, a predicted model, not a curated record
GACCCCUACCGGUGCCUCGGCCUCGAGCGCGGCUGCGACGGCGGCGCGAUCAAGAAGGCCUACCGGAAGCUGGCCCUGCGGCACCAUCCGGACAAGAACGCGAACAAGACGACGGUGCUCUUCGCGGCGGUCCAGGCGGCCUACGUGCUCCUCAGCGACGAGUCGAAGCGCAAGGGUUAUGAUUUG